Paramuricea clavata is the source of this 432-nucleotide messenger RNA. Lineage: Eukaryota; Metazoa; Cnidaria; Anthozoa; Malacalcyonacea; Plexauridae. The record is from the annotation of a GenBank genome assembly.
AUGUUCGACUGGGAACAAACGAAAGUUGUCGCUGUGAAUAAACCCAAACAAUGGUCCGAGACGGGUACUGAAGAAGAGCAAAGAAGAGUCUACAAUAUUGUGCGCGGAUAUUUUUGUGGACUUUAUAUAUUAAAAGAUUUUGGCGACGAUUGUGAAACCUGUACGUAUGAUCGGUGGCUAGCAUGUGUAGACAAGGUUUUUCAAGAUAAACGUUUAAUGAUAGACGGUGCUUAUGAAGAGCUUUUAAAACGAUACGGCUACAAAAUGGUUUUUAUGCCCAAUGAGAAUCCUUGUCAAAACCCUUUAUUGUAUUACGAAUUGGCGAUGAGUAAAGAAACUUUUAGACAUACACACGUUUAUGACAUUUACAAGUUUUUAGAUUUUGUAUAUGCGUUAUGUGAUACGUAUAAAGUGUAUAGCUUUGCAUCGUAA